AUGACCACUCCAAAUCUCUCGGUGCCAGUAAAUGUCGAGAACUAUGCAAUUAGUUCCAAUCUCAACAGCUCUAUGACGUUCAAUUUGCUAAUGGACUUUUCACUUCAAUGGUACUAUCUCAACUGGUCGAUCGUCGUCAACGGAUCCACUCGAAAUUCAAUUUUUGUGGCAUCUCUGUCGUCUCCGACUUGGCUCCACAUAUUCAAUGAAUUUUUAUUCAACCUCCUGUUUGUUGUAUCUGAUGCACUACUUAUUUGGAGGUGUUAUCACGUAUGGGGUCAGUCGAUCAAGAUGAUUUCCAUUUCUCUGAUUUUUCUGACUGCAGAGCUUGCUCUAUCACUUACAAGCACAAUAUUUGACGGUACUUCUCCCAUUUUAGCCACCAAGGCUAGGGAAACUCUAUCCAACAACAUCUCUACAGCUCUAGCAUUUGUGUCCCUGGGCACCACAUUCUCUGCGACAUUUCUCAUUGGAUACAGAGUUCAUAUUCUAUCAAACUCGCACGUCCUAUCCUUCAAGUCAUUCUACAAUCGCAUAGUGUUGAUUGUCAUCGAGUCUGCAGCACUGUAUUCACUGGUGUUCCUCUUCUGGGGGAUUAUUCUGGUCAUACCAAUAUUCCACAAUUUAGAAUCUCCAUUGGUUGAGGUUGUCCCAUAUGUGGAAAUAGUGUUGACUGUAGGUGCUGGUUUGGCUCCAACUGUAAUGGUGGCCCGACUAGCAUUGGAGGAGCCCGAAACCUCACAUAACUGCAGUACGACUGUACCACCAAUAUCAAAUCUGUACUUCAAUCAUCAGUAUGGCAGUGCAGGUUCUAGCCAGGACGUUAUUGCAUCUGCUGUGUUAGCCAUAGAAAAAUCAGUAACGACAAAGGAUGUCCACCAUGGGAUUGUAUGA
Molecule: messenger RNA, 894 nt
Organism: Psilocybe cubensis
Lineage: Eukaryota; Fungi; Basidiomycota; Agaricomycetes; Agaricales; Agrocybaceae
Exons: 5
Coding region: 1-894 (297 amino acids)
Source: RefSeq, a predicted model, not a curated record